Bombina bombina (fire-bellied toad) is the source of this 8225-nucleotide messenger RNA. RefSeq names its product cytoplasmic polyadenylation element binding protein 4 (gene CPEB4). The transcript has 9 exons. Gene Ontology annotation, molecular function: ribosome binding; mRNA regulatory element binding translation repressor activity; mRNA 3'-UTR binding. The record is from RefSeq and is a predicted model, not a curated record. Lineage: Eukaryota; Metazoa; Chordata; Amphibia; Anura; Bombinatoridae. Gene Ontology annotation, biological process: negative regulation of cytoplasmic translation. The coding region runs from base 817 to 2931 and encodes 704 amino acids. Gene Ontology annotation, cellular component: synapse; cytoplasm; neuron projection.
UAGAAGGACGGGGAGGAGCAGUGGAGGCAGAACACGGAGAGAGACACCAGGACUCCAGCAACGGCAAAGGGUCCCUCUCCUCCCCCACACUUACAGUAACAAUAAUACCGAGCUGUCACAUUAUUUUCCCCUCAACUGUUUAAUUUCUGAUACACCGGAGUAGUCACCGGUGAAGGGGGAGCUAAAAAAGAGCAGUUGAUUUAACCAUAUGUUGUAAUGUCACAGCCCUGGAGCUGAGUCAGGGAAAUAAAUACCUUACGUAUAUAACAACAGAAGCGAAAUAGUCCCUCAAUUAGUGCGAUAGAGACUCCCAUGUACAGUAAAGCAGUAGCUGUCACUGAAAUGCUGGUUUCAUGAGUGCUGAGAGGAGGAAGAGGGUUUACACAGCACAAGCAGCAGUAAGAGAAGAUCUAAUCGUACCCCAGCAUUCUGAUUGCAACACAUUAAUAGGAAGAAGGACAGCCUGGGAAAAAAAGAGCUUCUUUAUAACAGAAAAUCCUCCAUGAUCUCUGUACACUUAAUGGAUUGAAGCUGGGGUAGAAGAGCAACACAUACAGACACAACCCAGUUUCUGCAAACCAAAGAAUAUUUGGUAUAUUCCUCAUAUAACUUACUCCCCCCUUGCAGAAUGAGGCACAAUCCUCUCUAGUAAAUGUCUGAAGAAGAUUAUCAUUAUAAAUGCUUUUUUUCCAGAGGAGAAUUAUAAUCUUUAUAUUUGAAAGAUAAGUGUUCUCACGAUUAUUGAAACGUCUAUUCUUUUAACAAAAUUUGGCUUCAACCAGAAAUUUUAUUUUAUCUCCUGCAAAUUUGUUAUAAAUGGGGGAUUACGGGUUUGGAGUGCUGGUUCAAAAUAACACUGGGAAUAAAUCGGCUUUUCCAGUCAGAUUUCAUCCACAUCUGCAGCCUCCUCACCAUCAUCAAAAUGCAACUCCAAGCCCUGCUGCUUUUAUAAAUAACACAGCUGCUAAUGGCAGUAAUGCUGGGUCAGCUUGGCUUUUUCCUGCUGCAACUGCUCAUAACAUCCAGGAUGAGAUACUGGGCUCAGAAAAAUCCAAAUCUCAGCAACAACAGGAACAACAAGAGUCUUUAGAAAAACAGCAGCUUUCCCCUAACCAAAGUCAGGAAGCAGGGAUUCUAUCUGAUUCUGAAAAGGUCAAAUCUGAAGAAAAUCUAGGAGACAGCUCUUCAGAGAAUGGUAGCAGCAAAGAGAAAAUAAGAAUAGAAUCCCCUGUUCUGACAGGUUUUGAUUAUCAAGAAGCAUCAGGCCUGGGGUCCUCAAAUCAGACCCUGACAUCAUCUGCAUCCCCAUUAACUGGUUUCAGUAACUGGUCAGCUUCUAUUGCCCCUUCAUCUUCCACAAUUAUUAAUGAAGAUGCAAGUUUCUUUCACCAGGGAGGGGUUCCUGCUGCUUCAGCAAAUAAUGGUGCUCUGCUGUUCCAGAAUUUCCCUCACCAUGUGAGCCCUGGCUUUGGUGGUAGCUUUUCCCCUCAGAUUGGACCCCUGUCUCAGCAUCACCCACACCAUCCUCAUUUUCAGCACCACCAUAAUCAACACCAACAGCAAAGGAGAUCUCCUGCUAGUCCACACCCACCCCCAUUCACUCACAGAAAUGCUGCUUUUAACCAACUGCCCCAUUUGGCCAAUAACCUUAAUAAACCACCUUCUCCAUGGAGCAGCUACCAAAGCCCAUCACCAACACCAUCUUCCUCUUGGAGCCCUGGUGGUAGUGGAUAUGGAGGAUGGGGGGGCACUCAAGGUAGGGAUCACCGAAGAGGACUUAAUGGAGGAAUAACACCACUGAAUUCCAUCUCGCCAUUAAAGAAAAAUUUUGGAAAUAACCACAUUCAGUUGCAGAAGUAUGGCAGGCCUAAUUCAGCCUUUGCACCAAAAUCUUGGAUGGAUGACAGCUUAAACAGGGCUGACAACAUAUUUCCUUUUGCGGAUCGUGCAAGGACAUUCGACAUGCAUUCACUGGAAAGCUCACUGAUUGACAUAAUGAGAGCAGAAAACGAUUCACUAAAAGGUCAAUCCUCUCUCUUUCCAAUGGAAGAUGGUUUUCUGGAUGAUGGUCGAAGUGAUCAGACUCUGCAUAGUGGUUUGGGGUCGCCACACUGCUUUCCACACCAGAAUGGUGAACGCGUGGAACGAUAUUCCCGUAAAGUGUUUGUGGGGGGCCUGCCACCAGAUAUUGAUGAAGAUGAGAUCACUGCUAGUUUUCGUCGCUUUGGCCCUCUGAUUGUGGACUGGCCUCAUAAGGCAGAAAGCAAGUCCUAUUUUCCUCCUAAAGGUUAUGCCUUCUUGCUGUUCCAAGAUGAAAGUUCUGUGCAGGCUCUGAUUGAUGCAUGCAUUGAAGAGGAUGGCAAACUAUACCUUUGUGUGUCAAGUCCCACCAUCAAAGAUAAGCCUGUUCAAAUACGGCCCUGGAACCUUAGUGACAGUGACUUUGUUAUGGAUGGAUCCCAGCCCCUUGAUCCCAGGAAGACUAUUUUUGUUGGAGGAGUCCCACGGCCACUGCGAGCUGUGGAACUUGCAAUGAUCAUGGACCGUCUAUAUGGAGGCGUAUGCUACGCAGGUAUAGACACAGACCCUGAGCUAAAGUAUCCAAAAGGAGCAGGGCGGGUUGCUUUUUCCAAUCAACAGAGUUACAUAGCUGCUAUCAGUGCCCGCUUUGUUCAACUGCAGCAUGGAGAAAUAGAUAAACGGGUGGAAGUCAAGCCAUAUGUCUUGGAUGACCAGCUGUGUGAUGAGUGUCAGGGUGCUCGCUGCAGUGGCAAGUUUGCUCCAUUCUUCUGUGCUAACGUUACCUGUCUGCAGUAUUACUGUGAAUAUUGCUGGGCUGCUAUCCACUCACGUGCAGGCCGGGAGUUCCACAAGCCACUUGUGAAGGAGGGAGGAGAUCGCCCAAGGCAUAUUUCAUUCCGCUGGAAUUGAGCAAUCUGUUGCUUAGCUCAUCAUGCAAGCAUCCAAAUAAGUGCACUCUUCUGUUCUUAACCUUCCUCCCUGCUGCCAUUUUAAGCAACGCAUGUCCUCUUGUUGUAGUCUGUAUUUUAACAAUUGUAUAAUGAAAGAAUGACCUACACCAUAGGUAUUUUGUAGAGUAUUGUGUCAUUGAGAACUGUAUUGGAACACCUUUUAUGUUCAUAACAAUAUCACUCUAAUGCAUGCAAGUUUCAUGCUGUCCUCAUUGAAAACCAAGGGAGCAGGGAGACUGUGCAACAAUUAAUAUUAAUAUAUAUAUAUAUUUUUUUUUAUUUCAAAAAUAGUUUAAAGGUGAAAAAUAAGAGUAUUUUUUUUAAUUAAAUUAUUGUUAAAUAGAAAGUAACAUAAGAAUACUGUUAAUGUAACCAUGCAACAACCAUAACACUAUGGGUCUGUUUGACACAGCUUAUUUUUUACUGGGGGAGUUUUUUAUUUUCUAUUUAUUAUUUUUUCUUAUUUUUUAACAUAUAGUAGGAAAAGUUAGCAGUUGCCUAUUAAAGCAAAGUGUAUGAGCAAAGUUUAAAACCAUAUUGUAAAUUCCUUUAUACAAUCCUUUGGGAGAAGUUGAAGGCUCCAAAAAUGGCAGAUGCCUCCAAUACUUAGAAAUAUUUAUAUAUAUAUUUUUUUCAUGUUUGCUCACAUCUACAGAACUGGCUAAAUCUUUUAUAGCUCUGAAGUAUUUUAACAAUGAGCUAUUUGCAUUAAGCUUUUUAAGAAUGUAAAUGUUGAGUGAAGUUACUACUGAGGGGAGUGCACUUAUUUAUUUAUUUUUUCAGUGAAAAAAAAAAGUUUUUAAAAAAAUAUUAUAAGAGAAAACCACAGUCAGUCAUAGCCCCUACCCCCUCCAUCCUAACUCCUACCAAAGCUCAAUGAAAUAAGAUAAAUAAAAGGCAGGAAUUUAAUCUUUGAAAGAACAAAUGUAUAGAUUUUUUAUUUUUUGAUGCUUAAUAUAUAUCUAAAGUCCUAAUUUGCUUAUGUCAGGUGCCAGCUUUGUUCUCCAUUUUGGCACACAAAACUUGAAAGAUACCUCAAGUAUGGAGUUAUAGAUGUUUUACUUCAGUCUUGAGUUUUUCACUCUGGAAGAAGAGCCCAUUCUUAUGCUUAACCCCUUUGCUGCCUAAAUAUACGGUCACUCUGGAUAUCACAACAUUUACUUGUUAUAAUUGUUAUUUAUCAUAUUGUUUUAGGUUCCAGUGUAGGUGAAUGAGUUGAUAAAUGAUUCUUGUUUGCAAAGAACACACACACAGUCACACACACACUUUACAUGCCUGCUAUGUGUUGUAAAGUAGAGAUAACACUUAUCUGCAUUAAAAUAUGUCUGCUUGGUUAGACUCCCAAAAGGUCCUAGUGCUUAAACUAUGAUCUCUUGGCUGGAUAUAAUUGCACUUUACACAGCAAGUUGUAAUCACAAGCACAACGCUGCAGUAUAGUUGCUGCUUAUAAAAUAAAUAACUUUUUGGAAGUUGCAAUGUUUUGGCAGUAAAGGCAUCAAGCUGCUUUUACCCCAAAAUAACCUAUGUAUGCCUUAAAUGUUUCAGUGCUAGAAAGAUCACACACAAUGUUGCAGAGCAUUGUUUGUCCUAUUGGAGCAAAAUGAGAGAACACUUUCUAAUUAGAAUAUAUGGAUUCAUUAGUAAAUAUGUGUUACAUCCUUCGUAGAUAUACAUUUAUAGGUGUAAAAUAAUAAAAUCAUAAUUUAAUACAAUCCAAGCAAAAAGUAUGCUUGAUGGAGCAGAUUUGUCUCCCUAACUACAAAUGCUAAACUAUAGAAAUGGUUUUGUUAGGUUAAUUUCUUCUGCAUUUAAGAUAUCAUUAUUAAAUAAAAUGUUAUAGCUAUUUUUCUGUAUUUAUUAUAUAACCACCCAAUUUUGCAAUCAAUAAUUCAUGCACAAUGUUAUUUGAAACAGAGCUAUAUUACAUUUUUACAUAAUGUAUCCUUACACGCAUGAAGAUAAUUAUUGCAUGUGCAAAAUACAGAAGCAUUCUUGUUGUGAUGUUUUAAGAUCUUUAUAUACAUAAAUGUAAAUCUAAAUUGUUUUAGUUUGACUUUAUUUAAAUUUUCUUACUUAAAAAAGUUUGUAGUUCAUUGCAACAGUUUGACUACUAAAGAGUUAUGAUUUAUUAUAGCUGUAGGCAUAUAGUCCCUAUAACUGGAUAUGAAUGUUCCGAAAAUGGCACAUUUGAGUCUAAACAUUCUAUUUUAUUAUAAUAGAUAUUAAAACCAAAGACUUACUUCUCUGCUGCUUAUUGCUUGAAUUUAAGGCCCAUUUCUCCCAUCUAAUUCAAUUUUCUCCUUCCAGAUGGAAACUCAUUACAGAGGAGGACAUAAAAGUUGUCAUAAAUAAAGCUCAUGCUGUCCAUAUUUUUUUAGUCUUUGCAUUAUUGUUCAAUGCAUCUGUAAGUUUAGCACAACCAGAGUGUCCUGUUUAAAUAGGAUUUUUGCAACAUAGGGGUUAAUGGUACAAGAUAAAGUCCAAAAUGGAGACAUGCUGAAUGACUCUGUUGUGUAGAUAAGCAAGCUGCUCUUUAAAUCAACCCCUGAACUACAACAACAACAAAAAAUAUACAUUGGGUGCUCUUAUAUACAUCUGGUCAAAUAAUUCUCACAACUCCAGAAGGAUUGUUUUAGACUUCUUAUGCUUUGGGAGUGUUUGUAGGUGGCUUGGGGUGUGCUAGAGUGCCAGUCCUACCAGUAAACAGUGGCAAUGAAUUAACCUUUUCGCUGCCCAAAUAUGGGCACCAUAAUGUUCUGCAGUGAACUGCAGAUGUCUCUUCUAUAAUGGAGUAAACUACUUGGAGGCUGGAAAUGUCUCUGAAGCCUUCAACACUGCAGGGAAAAGGUUAACCCUCCAGAUAGAUAACACUGUUUGGAAGCUAGCUUUGAAGAAUAUUUUCUUUUUAUUUCCCUUUGUACAUGACCUGCUGAAUUUCGGUACAGUGUUUUUGUAGCUAACUUAUUUUUGUCAUGCACAUAUUGUACACUUGUUAUGCACUAAUUUUAUAUAUCUUAUGUUUCCAGCAGUGAGCAUUUAGGCCCACUUUUCACUGGCGGGAUAUCUCUUUAUGCAAUACCUCAAUUUUUCAUAUUGCAAAGAGUAGCUUUUUGUACUUUUAUUACGGAGAGAACUUCAUAUAACUUCAUUUUUUAAGAUAAAUAAUUUUAAUAAAUUUUUAUUUUCUUAUAUUCUGCUUUUUAUACAUUUCAGUGCUCUGCAUACAUUUUGAAUGAUGGAUGUUGUGCACUGGUAAUGCUACUUUAGAAUCUGCAGAGAAUCAAAAGCAUGUGGCUUCAGACAUCUUAGCCCACACCAAACGGUGUUUGUUUAUUUUAAUAAAUUUAUUAGAUGUAAUCUUGAGAUUUAAAAAAAAAAAACAGCAUGAACAUGACAAUUUAAUCUUGUCCUUUAGUCCCUUAAAUAAACAAAAAGUAGUAUAGAAACUUAAUAGUAAAGUAACAACAGAAAAUGUACUCAGCUUCAUGUUUCAUAUUUAAAAAAAAAUAAAACUAUACACGGUUGCAGAAUUUUUUGGUGAAUGUUUAGCCAUUUUAAAUAUUAAUAAAAUUAAUGUUAGGUGUUUUAAUGCAGAUAUAUGACUGCAGUUUAAAAAAAAGAUGAAUUCAUAAAUAACCAGGUUUUCUGGUUCCAGAUGUGUAAUGUUAGUAUGCAUGACUAAUAUAAGGGAAAAUAUUGUUAUUCUACUAAUAUUCACUUGUUGUUAUUGUGUGAAAAGCGUGUUUACAGAUGACUUGGUAACACUUUAAUUUACAGAGGAUAAAGUACCAUGGACUAACUCUGCAUUCAGGGUUGCAGUUACAUGGAUAUGUGGCUUUAUUAUUGUAUGCUAUUAGAUAAUCGAUUGCCUUUCAGGCCCAUGGUUGGCACCUCAGUGUGUUAGCUGGGGAAAAGCAUGUGAUAUAUAGCAUAAGUUCUUUGAAUCCCUACACAUGCCAAGAUAUUUUAUUUUUUCAUUUUAUUUUGUUUAAAAAACAAAACCUGCUUUCUGCUGAAUGGGCCUACAAGACAGUGAUGUGCUGGCACCUUAAGCAGAAAAAUGUGUUGAAGCAUCACAUCACAGGGAGUUAACAUAGUUAUUUUCUUCACUGUAGAACAAACUAUGUUACCGAUUUGUUAACAUAAUGAAACCCUCACUGCCUAAUGCUUUGGCCUAGUAUAUACUUCUCCAUACACAGACCUCUGCAUAAUGCAAGAUAAAAAAAAUGUUUGCAGUGAAUUACUAGCAUUUUAGAAAGAAUGCUGUUGGAAAGACUUGAUAAUCCCACCUUCUCUUUUAUUAUUUUGAAGAGAUAAGCCUUCUGUUAAAAGGUGAUUUAAAACUUGAAUGUGAUAAAUUGUGGCAAGUUGAACUUCAAGUUGUUAUGUGCAAUACUUAUUUCUGACUUUUGAAAGAUCUUUGCAGUGUAAUUCUUCAUUGUUUUUAAUUGCAGGCAUUUAAAAUAUGUCGUUUUCUACUGUUAUAGUAAUCCUCUUUCUUGCUGGUGUUUCUAAAGAAAAGAAUUAGAAAUCAAUCUUUCUACUAAUGUAAAACUGAGAUUAUUUUUUAAAAAAAUUAAUAAAAAGAGGUUUUGGUCAUUGGCGUUUUGUUACCUUUUUUAACCUUUGGUACACUGGAGGAGCCUGGGGUAUGUGUGAUUCAAGCUCCUCCAGCUAAACAAGGGUUAAAACUACUGUGAUUGAUUACAUUGUAAGAAUUGGGACUAUAUUGUAUUCAACUGUUUUAUUUUUUAUAUUUUUAAAUUUGAAAGCAUAAUUCGUUUUUAUAAUUUUCAUCAGAUUCCUUUGUUAUAUUUUUUUGGAAGUGAAACUAUUAACAAGUAAGUGUCUAGUUUUUACUAAACCCUAAUGUUAUCUUUUUUCAGUGUAUUGCUCAUUUAUCAGAAGGAAUUAAAAGUUAUUUAAGUAUGUCAGUUAAUUGUACCACUGGCUGAAUUUACACAUAGUUUUUACUGUGUAUGGGGAGGUUGUAGUAUUUAUUAUACCAUUUUAAAUAAAGGUAAUUCAUUUUUUAUUAAAAUCAUUUUCACGUUUAAGUUCAUAUUUUUGUAUGUUCUUCUCUAAUUAAGUUAUAUAACACAAGUUCCUUUUUUAAAGAGUUCAUUUGUUGAAGUGCUAGUGAAAAAUUAAUGUUAUUAAAUAGUUUGCAAAUGACUAUUUAUACAAGUAUGCAUAUAAUUUUUAAAUAUUUGUAAUGUGAGAUGUUGAAUGAAUAAAACUUUUAACUCUGAA